AUGGUUGACAGUGAGCAAGAUGACAUUGAGAACCUGGACCUUAAGGAUGAGGAUAUCUAUGUUGAAGUUGAUAACCAUGGUGAAGCUAAUAACCAUGGUGAAGCUGAUGACAAUGGUAAAGGGGAGAACGCCGGUGACAAGGAGAAUACUGGCGAUGAAAAUGACUUCAUUGAAGGUGAAGGCAUGAGUUAUCCUAGUUCUGAGGAGAUAAUUAAGCUCCAAGCUCAAGUGUCAACUCAGAAUAUCACCAUCCUGCUGCAGCAGACGCCCAUUGAUGGACUCAAGAAGCAUACUCGAAGCCUUGAGGCUGAGUUGCGCAUUGCCACGAACGAGGCGCCCCUACCUGAGUUUAUCAAUGGCAAGACAUUAGUGGAGCCUUGGCUUGACCUGGUGGAUACCACCAUGACCCUUGCUAAUGGGCGUCCCAAGGCUCGCGUCACCGCAGCAAAUCGUGCAUUGGACGAAGUGGCUCGCAUGGCGCUGUAUGGCGCUAAGAAGCAGGCGCAGGGACCAUUUGAAUGGCUAGAAUUCUGCAUCGCUCUGAAAGAGGCAUUCAUAUUCAAGAAGUCCGACCUCGAACUGCGCGGACACCUUCAGAGUAUCAAGUGUCGUGACCGUUCGGUGCAGGACUAUGCGGUCGAGUUCGAAGCCGCGGCACGCAUGGUCCUGAAGCCCUUGUCCGAUGAAAAGAUGAUGCACACCUUCAUGAAAGGCCUUCCUGUCAAGCUGCAGCAGGCACGCGUGACUGGUGGCAUGACCAAUUGGAUGACUUACAAAGAAAUGAAGAGGCAGGUGAUCAAAACUGACAACAUCAUUCGCACGUACAUGUUUGGUUCCGAAAAGCCAGGCCGGCAGCCCCGUACUGAAGGCUCUGGUGGUCAUGGGAACCGACCCCAGAAUGUCACCGGUGGAGGCGGUUGGAACAAGCGGCCUUCCCAGUAG
Closterium sp. NIES-65 is the source of this 942-nucleotide messenger RNA. NCBI's taxonomy places the organism in Eukaryota, Viridiplantae, Streptophyta, Zygnematophyceae, Desmidiales, Closteriaceae. The record is from the annotation of a GenBank genome assembly.